Messenger RNA from Toxoplasma gondii ME49, 771 nucleotides. RefSeq lists its product as hypothetical. The annotation marks the transcript as partial. NCBI's taxonomy places the organism in Eukaryota, Apicomplexa, Conoidasida, Eucoccidiorida, Sarcocystidae. The record is from RefSeq and is a predicted model, not a curated record. The transcript has a single exon.
UCUAAGUGAUCGUCUAAGCGAUCCUGCCCCUCGUUUGCUCUGUUUGACACCAUCCAUCUUCGUUUAUUCCUAAAAACAACCCGACUAUGUCUGGAGGGUGUGGGUUUCCUGUAAAGCUGACCCCUCCAGCGGCUUUAUAGUCACUUCGCGCCGGCGCACCCAGCGAAGGCAACGAAGGUUGCCUGUGAACAGCAGGCAGUGCAACGAGCAAUUCCGCAGCCGAGAGUUAUCGUGCUGUGACAUGAGACUAGGCUUGGAACGCCCUGGCCCGUUCAAGUCUUCCAAAAGCCCCUUUGUCGCUUGGAAUUUUGGCGGAAGUCAGAAAGUGAAGAUGCACCAGCAAGAUGCCGAAGAAUCUUAACUUGUGGGGGAAGUACCUGCGGCUGGUGGGCCGCGGUGCCCGCCGAGGUUUCAAGAAGUGGCAAGUCAUUCCUCCGAUCCCUGUGAAGGCGUACGGCAGGGAACCGUCAGCCGCGUCACAGACCGGGUUGUACCAUGACGAAGAUUUCAACUACCACACGAAGAGAACUUUCUCAAUGCGACGUACAAGACGAAAAAUCAAGGUGAGUCACAGGGCUCGGGUCGGAUACAGUCCCUCAGCAGGACGAUCCGUCGACUCUGCGAAUUUUAGGGAAGCUGAUAGUUCUCCGGCAACCGAUCGUUACAAACACUGCUAUCACUUGAUACGGGCAAUUCCCUUUCACAGCGAACAGGCACCUGUUUUAUGCUUUAUGUCUAUGCACAACUUCACCACUGGAUCCCCGUCCGAAA